CAGAGCGUGAUUGAAUACGAGUUGUGCCUUUUUAAUGCCGGUUGUGUUGCAAUUAAUUACUGUCCCCAAGUCUGCUUGCGAGCCAUGGCAGGUUCUGACCUUUUCAAAACUCUUAUUUACACAGUUAACAACUUGCUACAGCAACAGAAGUAUAAGACGGCUCUUGCGGUGGUUAAAGGAUUUAGGAAUGGAGCUGUAUAUGGAGCGAAGAUCCGAGCGCCUCACGCCCUAGUGAUGACGUUUCUAUUUAGAAGUGGAAGCCUGAGGGACAAACUGAAAGCCAUCACCCAGGCGACGUACACCCACUCGCGGAACCUGGCCUGCUUCGUCUUCACCUACAAGGGGCUGCAGGCCAUACAGCAGCGCCUGCAGGGGAAGAGUCAGCACUACCACUCCUUCCUGGCCGCCUGCCUGGGGGGCUGGCUGGUCUUUGGAGACAAUAACCACAUCAACAGCCAGAUAAACAUGUACCUUUUGUCCCGGAUCCUGUUUGCUCUGUCUCGCUUGGCUGUAGAGAAGGGCUACAUCCCCCAGCCGAAGAGAGAUCCUUUCCCUCUGUUCGCAACCCUGGUGUGGGGCAUCGUGCUGUGGCUCUUCGAGUACUACCCCCAUACUCUCCAGCCUUCACUCCAGUCCUCAAUGAACUACCUCUACCACGACAGCAACACCUGGCAUGACAUCUCUGACUUCCUCCUGUACAACAAGCCCCGGGCUGGGGCUCAGAACUAACCUUCCAGCAGCUUGGACCCUUAUCUGGGACGGGCUUGUCGGGUUCUCUUGCAGGCAGUUCAGAUCAGUUAAGAUGAAAGUUCAGGAAAAUCCAGCCUUUUUAGAAGAAUGUUCGUACUACUGUUUCCCCUUUGGUCUUGGGCUUGUUUUGCAUAGCUGAAAGUCUAUUUACUAAAUGUGUAUUGUGAGUGGGUUAGCAAGACCUUUAUGACCCAGCUGUACAUUUCAGAGGAGUCUGGAAAAAUGGAUGUCAAUUUGGUCUUCCAUCAUUAAACCCCAUCUCUUUAGAAUUAUUUAAUAUCAUUAGAAUUGGAAUUUUCUUGGGGUGGGGGGAGGUGGUUUGGACCUCACCUCUUUUCAAUACAUUCUCAAAGAAGACAUUUCCAUUCCCUUAGAGGUGGGAAAGCAAAACUGGCCUCCAGCACUUCUUAGAUUUUAUAUUUGACUAACUUCAGAGUGAAAUUGCAGCUGUUUCCUGAUGAUCUCUGAAGAGGGCUGCCUUUCCAGAGCAGCUGUGUAAUGUGCAUGAAUAUUUUCUAACAUUAUGAUUGAAUAAUGGAAUGUCAGCUUAUUUUCAAGAUAUGCCAAAACAUCCUUCAGUUUUUUCUUGUCCUAGGUGUUUAUCAAUUUCUACGUAUACUGUAUAUUAACCCUGAGACCAGCAGAUAGUACUGUAAUGUACGUGCUGUUUUCCAUAAGGUUUCCAGUCACUCAUCGAGAAAAGGUCCUUGUAGUUUAAUUUGGCUGUGUAUUUUUAAAAAUACUGUUUACAGUUUACUUUCUUAAUAGUUAUUUGUUUGCAAGUUCUGUGUAAUACAGUAAAAGUGUACAGUGUACACUUUGUUCCUUAGUUUUGCACUUACAGAAUUACUAAAACCUUGUAAACAGUUAAGUUUUUUUCUUAAAUCACUGUGACACGUUAAGCCUAUGGUAUAGAAUGGUUAAUAUUUUUUCUGUUUUUCACAUUUUCACUAUAACGGGUGAAAAUGUUACUGCUAUUAGUUUUGAUGCAUGACAGAAUCAUGAUUUUGAUUCUUCAAUUGUAAUUCUUUGAAGUUUUAAUCAACAGUAGUAACUUUAUUCUGUCAUGAUAGUUCUUAAAUGAAAUAAUUGUCUUUAAUCAUAUUGGGCAUAAAAAUAAUAGGACUAUAUCUUAACAUAAGAACAAAACUCCCAUGGCAUGAUAAGGCAGGAUGGUAAAUAUAGGUUAUCAGUUUUUUUAAAUUGGAUCAAGUUCUCAAAUGCACUACAUAUGAAGCUUCACUGAACAGUUUUUUUAUUAAUAGAAUACUAUUAUUUAUAUCAAUAGUUAUACUUUAUUAUAAUAGAAUAAUAAACCAUUCCAUCUUCUCUUUCAUGUGGGUAACAACAAUAGAAGUGAUUUUUUAUAUCUACAUUGCAAACUCAGAUUCACAACAGUCGUUUUGGAAUUUGGGGUUUCUGAGCUUUGAAAUGAUUUGCUUCUCAAUUGUACUGUAGAAUUUUUUUUUUUCUGUUGUAGUGUGGGCAUGAAAGGGCUGGCUUGGUUAAAACCCAGAAAACACGCUGCCUUGUGCUAAUUUGUUGUUUAAUCACUUAAGUUAUUCAACAUUUCAGAAGGAAGGACAGCCCCCCAAAAUAACUGGUGAAUCUACAGGACAGUGUUAGGAGACCCCUGACUUUAAAGCUUGUCUGAGUGAGCUAAAACGUUGCUUUUGCAGAGUAUUACCACUGAACAUUGAAACGCACAAUAUCCAAUAUUUUUAAAUAAGUUUCUCUUUUUCAGCCCAGGUCUGCCUAUUCCUUAUUCUGUCCUGAGUACUGUAAGGAAUUGUAGUUUCAGGUGAACUGGACUGGUUCUGUGUCUCUUGAUCUAUGACUCUUGAGUAUGUUUUGCAAUCUGUGACAGCAGUCUUUUUUUAAACCUGUUUAUUUUUAAAUUAAGGAUCCAAUCCUUAAUGAGAAGCAAACUGAGAUCAUGUUAAGAGUAACCGUGCUGAUCAUCGCUGUUUAAAGUCAAAGCUUUUAUCCAAGUUACAGAAUCUGAGUGAACAUCAAAUAUAAUACUGAAACAAAGUGACAAUGAUUUCCUUUUAAUGUUGUAUAUAAAAGGCACUUUCUAAGUGUUGACUCAUCACUGAAUGCAUGCCAUGUAUAUUGAAUUUUGCUUAGUAUAUGUAAAUAACAUAAACUGCUCAGAAUAAAUUUUUUAAAGCCCUACA
Messenger RNA from Lepisosteus oculatus (spotted gar), 2930 nucleotides. It is a transcript of the gene pxmp4, whose product is annotated as peroxisomal membrane protein 4. NCBI's taxonomy places the organism in Eukaryota, Metazoa, Chordata, Actinopteri, Semionotiformes, Lepisosteidae. Gene Ontology annotation, cellular component: peroxisomal membrane. The record is from RefSeq and is a predicted model, not a curated record.